GUGCAGUUGGUGGGAGAAUCAGCAUCAUUCUGGUCCUGCAGAUGCUUUAUUUCGACUCUGGGUCUUAUGCCUGUUGUGUGUGUGGUUUUUGAAUCAUUAACUGAAACAAAUAAUUAAAUACACAGUUUGUUUCAGAAAAAUGUCGGGCCGUACGAUCCUCAGCAGACCCCGAACUCGCAUUUACGACGCCAAUUACAACAUUGGCCAAAACUAUUACAGAUCAGCUUUGGACAGCAUAGAUCGCAAAUACUCACCUCGAGCUCCCUCUCCUUUGCGCCCCUCAAUCGCCAGAGAAAUCCUCGAUCGUCACGACGAAGCCUUCGCUGACGAAGAUUUGUCAACUUCCCGUCUCCGGGCCGAAAAAACAAUACGACAAAAACAUCUUUUCGACUCCCGUGGAGGACGUAUUGCUCAACGUGCUUUAGAUUUAGUUGAAAAUGACAUAGACGAAGAGACUGCUUCAACUUUGAAACGCAUCAGAGCCAACAAGAAAGUGCAUAUUGUCGACGAUACCGAUUUUGACAGUACCGUUGACAACAUUAACUCCCAACGUUUGUUGCAAAGGUCGGAAAAGGCCCUCCGAAGUGUGGGUCUUAACGAAAACUCUCGCAGGGCUUUGGACGAAGACAUUAGCAUCAAGCGACGUUCUUUGAAAGUUUCUUUCGAGAAUGAGAGUCUUCAAAACGGGGAUAUGGUGAAAUGGAGUCCUCUUCAGCAACGUUCUGAUGAAAGGGAGAGUGCUGCGGCAGUAAGGGCAAGACAAUCGAGGGAUAGAAUCCUUGAUUUGGAGGACGAAAUGGCCGCUUUGACUGAAAAACAAGCAGCAAGGGAACGCAGAGCGGCGAGAUUUAAGGCGUUGGUUGCUGAAAGUACUGAACAAACUGAAGCUGCACAAUCGGCCCUUCAAGCAAUUAGCUUUAAAUCGCGAAGGGAACAAAGGGCCGUGGAGGAAUAAGGGCGCGAUAGGGCUGUAGAAAAGAAUUGAUUUGCGAUCGCAUUUUCUUAUAUUGUUUUGCUUCAGGUAAACUCCAUGUUUUAGGGAAACACAUUAAAAUAGCCAUUCUUUGUGUAAUUGUUUUACUAUUGAUGUUAAGAAAGAAUAAAACAUUGCUAAUAAUGAA
Molecule: messenger RNA, 1121 nt
Organism: Tribolium madens (black flour beetle)
Lineage: Eukaryota; Metazoa; Arthropoda; Insecta; Coleoptera; Tenebrionidae
Exons: 3
Coding region: 140-955 (271 amino acids)
Source: RefSeq, a predicted model, not a curated record